Molecule: messenger RNA, 1545 nt
Organism: Lindgomyces ingoldianus
Lineage: Eukaryota; Fungi; Ascomycota; Dothideomycetes; Pleosporales; Lindgomycetaceae
Product: 50S ribosomal protein L5
Exons: 3
Coding region: 36-1076 (346 amino acids)
Biological process (GO): translation
Cellular component (GO): cytosolic large ribosomal subunit; ribosome
Molecular function (GO): RNA binding; structural constituent of ribosome
Source: RefSeq, a predicted model, not a curated record
CAACCACUUCGUUACGCGCCCAUUGUCCCCGACUCAUGGCAUUGCGCGAGGUCCCGUGGCGGGUUGCCUCCGUCUUCUGUAGGCAUGCGCGGCCUGUCAUUGCCGCAUCGCGACCCUGCAACCGCCGCAAUGCCGCAACGGAAGCCUUCGAAGAGCUUGAGUCGUCGUCCUCCCUUGCCGUCCCUCCGCCAUCAUCAUCCGCCGAGAUAGCCAAGGCCUUCGAUCCAGUUGCGCGGAGUAGAGGGAGAAAGCUUCCGCCAAGCAGAUACCAAUAUCGCUCGCCAAAGUACUACCGCGGCCCCCUCCACCCCCACCAGCCUCCCCCAGUGUCCGACCCCUCAUCGCGUCUCUUCCAGCCCGGCCCAUUCACCCUCCCCCGCCUAGAGCAAACGUACCAGAGCACCAUCGCCUCUGACCUGUUAACCCUUACCUACACCCAUGUCCCACCCGGCUACAGAGCACCUGUUAAGCCCCAGAGAUUACGAGAAUGGGCGGGAGAUUCGCCAUAUUACAAAGGCCGGCCUCUGCGUGGCCCCCGUGGUGGCAGCAAUCUACGGCUCUUGACCCCUCCCGCAACAUUCCGCAACAUACCCGAAAUCACCAAAGUGACGGUCCACUCUAUGGUACCUGAGGCCCAGGACAACAGUGCCGUUCUCCACGUUGCCGGCAUGAUUAUUCAGGCAAUAACCAAUGUCCGAGUAAGGAGUCACAAGGCGAAGCAUAAUGUUGUUGGGUGGGGUCUCCGUUCGGGCAAGAUGGUCUCCAUAACAGCGAACGUAGAACGGGAAGACACAUUCCACUUUCUAGCGAAGCUCGUUGAUGUGGUCCUGCCGCGGAUCAAAGAAUGGAGGGGUGUGCCUGGUUCAUCGGGAGAUAAUAGCGGCAACAUCACCUUUGGCUUGACCCCAGAUGCCGUUGGGCUGUUUCCAGAAAUCGAGGCCAACUAUGAUAUGUACCCCCCCAAGAUGAUACCCGGUUGCCAUAUCACCAUACACACAUCUGCAACUAACGACCGAGACGCCCGAUUACUGCUCCAAUCAAUCGGCAUUCCGUUCUACGGAAAACUGGUAAACUAGGCGCGGCCUUCUGCUGCCAUGUACAGAAUAUGUAGACAUGAAACACAUUUAUUUUUAGAUUAGAGCCCUUGAACAAAGGCAUUACUUCCCCAAACGUAGUCCACUUCUUUGUUCUUUGAACCUCUCUACUACUUCUUGUGGCUUCUUUGGAUCCUACAAUGCCUUUUCUUCUCAAACAAGGCGAUUGUCGCCUUCACCUCGUCCUCAUGUCCCUGUACAAACAGCUACACCGCGACUUCUCGUUACGUCUAUCGUUCCUUCUAUACCUUGUUAGGCACACCAAAACAGCUCCAAACUUCCUUCCCAGCUAAUUUAUAUUCACCAUCUGCCCUGCAAGGUUCAGUAUCACAAACCAUGACAUCCAUACGCUCCCCCAACGCCCGUGCCCGCACAUUCCCCACCAAGCGCACCAGGCCCGCCUUCAACCCAGGAUCCACUUUGAAGACCGGUCUCGCAGCGCCAGCAUUGG